Molecule: messenger RNA, 1582 nt
Organism: Rhagoletis zephyria (snowberry fruit fly)
Lineage: Eukaryota; Metazoa; Arthropoda; Insecta; Diptera; Tephritidae
Source: RefSeq, a predicted model, not a curated record
GCCAAGGUUUAGUUACUGCAAUUGACUUCAAUCACAUGUGACAACAGCAGGAGAAGAUAAGAGCAGAGCCGAGUAGAGAGAAAAAAGGUCACAAUCAAAGCAAAAGGAUAGCGAGUUGAGGGAUAUUCAACAAAAAAUGUGUCGGCACAUCAGAUUGUGCUGAAAAAUAAAUUCCUGCACACAUAGUGAUAAUCGUAUAAAAGAUUGCAGAGAGACAGAACAAUUUUACACGCUCAAGGCUCGUAGCUGUAUGUGUGUGUGUGUGCGAGCGCGUACUUAUGUCCUUGUAUGAUUGUAUGGCAUAAAAUUUAAAACAGCAGGAGAGUGCAAGAGCGGAGAAGCGAAGGGAAAGGCAGAAGGAGUGGAAGAAGAGAGGACGAGAGGACGUAGGUGCCGUCGAUUCGGGUGAAAACGGUUUCAAACUCAACUUAAGUACACAUUUUAAGUCGUACUGCAGUGGCAGCCACACACACACGGCGCAGCGCAAUGAAUGCUAACUAAUCCGCUGCUAAGCGAUAAAAACUAACUAAAGUAACUGUGAAAAGAAACUACAGCAACAAAAAUUACUUGUGCAAAGUUUAUAGCAAAACAAAAAAAAAAAAACGAACUAAUAGCAGCUAAGCAUAGUCGGAAAAAAAGUGCAAAACAAAAAGUAAAUAAAAUGCCUGCCAUAACAAGUGAAAUAUCAACGCCCGCGCCAACCCGCAGCCUACGGCCCAUCAGGUCGGCAGUGCUUAAAGCUGCAACAGCAGCCGCCACAAUACUCACAUCCGCAGCAACAGCAACAGCAGCAGCAGCAGCAGCGUCAGCAACAUCAUACUCAACAACUACAACAACAGCAACUAAGGAAACAGUGCCAUCCAGCAUCAGUGGCAACGGUAUCGGCAGCAUCAGCUACUACAACCACAAUAGCAUAUCAACUCAACAGCCGGAUACAUUGGAACGACGAUUGCAACCAGAUGUCGAUACGGAUACCGGAGGUGGAAGUAGAGUAGGCGUAAAUGUUGUUGAUCCCAAUGACACACUGCCCAACCGCCUCGCCAAUAUGUUGCUAUCCAAUUUUCUGCCUGCCAUCGAUGCUGUCACAAAUAUAAACCGAACCGGUAGCAGUAGCUCAAGCAGCAGUAGCAGUGGUGGAGUCGGAGUUGGAGGCAGCAGUAAUGCUGCUGCGCCUGUCACAUAUCCAACCUUCCGGCCGCCAAGCAUAGAAAAUCUUGUCGCCAGCUCAGCUGAGGAUUUGAACAAUUUUCGUGAUGUGUCCUUCGAUAUAUUUGACGACGAUGACGAUUUGUUUGGCUCACCAUUGGCGUUUGACGCUAGCGAGAAUGGCUUAUGGAAUGGACGUUUUGUGCCGCCGCCACCGCGGCCACCCUUCUUUCCCGAUGAACCGGUGCUGAGUGAUGGACUGACAACGUGUGAUUUGUGCUCAUGGGCUAUGCCUACGAAGAGUACAUUUAUAUUCGAGGGCACAAUAGAAAAAGCUUCCGAAUUGGGUUGGCCCUUAACACUGAUUAUCGUUUCGGUGAUUUCGGCGUUGCUGGGCGCAAUCAUCAUGGUGACGGUUGUACGCUGCCGAAGGUAA